Messenger RNA from Ustilaginoidea virens, 2073 nucleotides. RefSeq lists its product as uncharacterized. Gene Ontology annotation, biological process: regulation of DNA-templated transcription; DNA-templated transcription. NCBI's taxonomy places the organism in Eukaryota, Fungi, Ascomycota, Sordariomycetes, Hypocreales, Clavicipitaceae. The record is from RefSeq and is a predicted model, not a curated record. Gene Ontology annotation, molecular function: DNA binding; zinc ion binding; DNA-binding transcription factor activity, RNA polymerase II-specific. The transcript has 8 exons. The coding region runs from base 1 to 2073 and encodes 690 amino acids.
AUGUCUACCGCAAAGGCCACCAAAAAGAGUGCCUUUUCUUGCGAGCCGUGUCGUAGGCGCAAGGUGAAAUGCGGAGGCGAACAGCCCAUGUGCCAACGGUGUGCUGCUCGCAGCGAUGAUUGUGUUUACAAGCUCAAUCCGACAUUGUCAUACACUCAGCGGCUGGAGGAACGUAUCAGGGAGCUUGAGGAUCAAGUUUCCAACCUCAAGAAAUCUCCCCCAUCGCUUGCCGGUUCAUCCCAUUCGAGCCCUCUCGUGUCAAGCAACCACGAUGGAACAUCACAGGCUACAGGCCGGGACACCGACGACCAAGGCGUCAGUCGAAGCUUUCGAACCCUCAAAGUCGACGACAAAGGCAGUAUAACGUACCAUGGAGCUACCAGCUUCUUCAACCUCCCCAGCGAACGGAACGGGUUUGGCUUAUCGGAUGUCUACUUCUUGCACACACCAUCGAUAGAUACGGAUAGUCAACGACGGGAACGCCUCAUUAGCAAUGCAUGGCACCAGCGUGCUAUGGAGAAUCUCUCCGAGAUACCGGAGCCUUUCCAGUACCUUCUCAACGUGCACUGGUGCUGGAUUCAACCGCUUUUCAACUUUAUAUACAGACCGGUUUUCACGCGCGAUAUGCAAUGUAUGGGCCCGUACUAUUCUCACACACUUCUCAACGCCGUGAUCUCGCAUUCGAUCCGGUGGGGGCGGAGUGACGCGUCAACAAGACGACUGCUGGAUGAAUCAUACCAAGGAGGUGCGGUUUUUGGCAAGCACGCCCGAAAUAUGCUAUUCCAAGAAUUGAGCAGCGGGGUUUGUACGAUACCUACGAUCCAAACGCUGCUUUUGCUCAGCGCGCAGGAAUGCAGCCUGGGAAAUUCUACGCAGGCCUGGACCUACAGUGGUAUCGCAUUUCGGUUGAUCGACCAUCUUGGCAUUUGCGUGGAUAGUCAACGUUUUCCAGGAUCGGUACCUUUGAGUGACGAGGAGCUGGAAAUACGGCGGCGCAUCUACUGGGGCUGUUUCUUCUGGGACAAGUUGAUUUGUCUCUACUUGGGACGUUCUCCCUCCUUGCAGCAUACAGACAUCUCGCCAUCGCAAGUAAUGUUUGACGAUUCGGCCGAGGAUGAUGUUUGGGUCCCCUUUGGCACACCACAGACGGACCCGUCUUGGAAAUACCCUCCGACCACGGCUCACUCGGCUUCUUGUUUCAUGAGCAUGUGCCGACUUUCACUCAUCUUCAACGAGAUCCUCGUCCACAUGUAUGAUCCGCUGUCGCAAAAUACGGACACCGAGAUCCAAGAAUGUCUCGAGUCCCAAGAACCGUUGUUGCGGCAGUGGUGGCAUCAACUCCCGGUUCAUCUCAAAAUCGAUGCAGCCGCGUUACCUGCGCUAGCCCCACCAUCACAUAUUGUGACGCUGAAUUGUCUGUAUCACGUUUUCAAAAUCCUGCUGUAUCGGCCGACGCUCACUGGCAGAGGUCAACGAGGAAAUGACGAUACGUCGCCCGUCGAACGGUAUCUGGUUGAGAGCGUGACAUCAGCCACCUCCAUCAUGGCCAUUUUUGAUCUGUUUUGUCGAACAUUUACCAUGCAGUACUGCGUCCUGUCUCUUGCCUAUUGCGUGUACAUAGCCUCAUCCAUAUUCCUGCUUCAAGUCCAGGCAGCCCCUGGAGACCACCAAGCCAUGCGGAAGCUCACGUACUGCAUCCAAUGCUUGCAGCAAGUGCGACAAAUCAGUCCGGUCAUUGAAUGUGCCUUGAAAAACAUUGGCAAAGAGCUUACAGAGGUUGGCAUCCCGUUCGGCGGCAACUCUCCCCAAUCGCCACCGCAACCGCGAAAAUCGCCAACUGCGGCCGAGUCGAGCGUGCCUCGCUCGGGUCCCGCAUAUCAACCUUCUCCCGAGACCAGCGCGUCGGAACCCAACAUUUCGCACCCGGGUUAUCAGCCGUCUUUCAACCAAUAUUUUGGUCCAGACGCCAUGUCAAUGGGGCCUGGGGUCUUUGAGACCAUGUCGACCCUGGAGCCCCUCAGCAUUCGGGUGGGAGCUAUUCCAGAGCCCGAGUUGCCGCCUAUCUACGGCUGA